GUGGUGGUGGUCGAGGUGUAUGCUGGUAGCGGUGACUGUGAAGAGCUUGCGGGUCGUGGUUCGGUGGUUUACGCAGUGGCAGAAGGUGGCCAAGUGGAUGCGGGACAAAAAAUUGAUACCCAUCAGACUCCGCUCUCUCUCUCGACGGCACUUGUGGUAGCGAGGCAGUGUGGCAGAGAGAGUAAUGUGGUUACCAUCCGUCUUGCAGUUGGUCUCUAUUUGCUCGACUUUCCCAUCGAAAUGCCUCCCUGGACAGCCAUCGAAGGCGGAUUCGUGCAAGCUGGCGGAAGUGGGAUGUGGGAAAAGUCCAACAAGGCCAUCUCCCACCUCCAACGGGUUUUGCCCUCGAUCAAGAUCGAGGGUGUCAACAUCUUGGUCGCCAUCGAGGCGCUUGGCCUGCCGUACUUUCGUCUGGCGGAUGUCAAGGUCUCGACCGUCGACGCACCGGUGCUGAUCGACGAGAGUGGCAUCUCGACCUACGCCCUCCUCGCCCGCUUUUGCGAGUCAGUUGAGCUUGUCCGCGUCGUGUUGGCACCCGGAAAGGGAGGCGAUGGCGUGACGCAACCACAGCCGCCGCAGGGCGAGCGCGGAGCCAUUGACGCGCCCGGCGUGGACGGAUCCCCCGGAAGCAACGCACCACCGAUCGUCUUUCUUAAUGGCAUUCAUCGUGUGCUCUCGGCGGGCAGGGGCGGCGACGGUGCCGGUGGGAGCGGCGGCGGCGGCGGAGCCGGUGCGCAGGUCAACUCUUGGGCCGACACAGGAACGCUAGGAACCGGCGGCGGCGGUGCAGGUGGUGGAGAGGGUGGGCUCGGCGGGCAUCCGGGACACUCUGGCGGCGUAGUGACUGCGCUCUCUGUCUUUGACAUCACCGGUGGGGCAGAGCUUAUUGAUGUGGCCAUCGAGCUCGGGGCGCCCGGCACAGGCUCGCGCGGAAGCGCCGGCGGAGAUGGCGGCGAUCCGGGGACGCCUGGCUCGCGCGGCUCGACCAACCGAUCCGUCGGUCACGGCGGGCUUGUCGGCUACCGCGGCGGGAACGGCGGCGAGGGCGGAAAUGGGACGGACGGGUUUGCGGCGGAGAUCGCGGGCGUGGAGCCGGUCACUCGUGUUCCACCGACGUCGUAUGUCUUCAGCUAUGAGCCGGCGUUCUCGGCCUCGGCGAGCGCGUACUGCACCAACUCGCUGGUGGAGGUGAGCAAGGGCGAUAGUCUUGCGUGGGAGUGGCCGGCGAGUGACGCUGUAACCAUCUUCUCGGAGAACGCCACCUUUGCCGCAGUUGCCUACGGCGAGAUCGGGCGGUACACCAUCGGGGCCGGGACGAUCCGGCUCCACGAGUUUGUGCACAUCGCGCGGACCUCGCCGCCGCUUGUCCUCGUGCCGUCGGGCCUCUCCGAGCCCGGCGGAUCGGCCGGCGAGCGAGCCGCGAUUGUCAACUCGCCGAUCCCACCGUCGCUGGCGCUUUUCCCGGCGCCGGGCCUCUCACUCCCGGUCACGUGGCGGGCGAGUGGGACGGCCGGAUGCGACGGGCUGACGGCGAGCGGGUGGAACUUGACGGCGCUUCCGCUCACCAGCGAUGGAUACUGCGACAUCGAGCUGACGGUGGCGUCGGAGACGUGCGGGACACUGAUGACGCGGACACGGGUGGUGACGUCGACGGUCGAUCCAGGCCAGACGACGACGACGGCGGUUUCGCCGAUCUCGCUGGAGGUUGGUGAGUCGUGGACGUUUACGCUAGAGACGUUUGACAGCGCCGGACGCCCACUGGCGCGCGGCGACGAUGUCAUCGGCGUCUACCCGACGCUCGGCCCGUACACUGGCCCGACAGCGUAUGCGGUGUCUGUCGCCUCGCCAUCACUGGGCGUCUUUCACGUCUCGGCCACCUUUACCAAUCCGGGCAUGCAGUCUGUGGCCAUCACCCGCAACGGGAUUCCGCUCCUCGGGGUCGGCAACCCGCACGAGCUCAACAUCGGGUCGUCGGCGGUGUCGCCUGGCGAGUCGACGGCGUCCGGCGCAGGCAUCGAGAGCCCGAUUGUGGGGCAGAUGAUGGAGGUGGUUGUCACCUCGCGCGACUUGUUCGGCAAUGUUAUCACGGUCUCGCCCGGCAGCUCUGUCCGGGCCACCAUGGUCUCUGAGAGUGCGUCGACACCUGUCGAGUGCGGCGCGAUAGGGCUCGGGCUCUCCAAGUGCACGUACAACGCGGCGGAUCCGGGCUUCUACACGCUCAACAUUGUGAUUAAUGGGGUGCCCAUUGCCGGCGCGCCGUUUUCGCUCGCGCUCCUUGCCGACUGCGACCGCGGGAUGUACGCCGAGACGCCGUACGGGCCGUGCGCAGCGUGCAGCUCGAGCGAGUGGAACGACUCGCCGCGCGGGCCGUGCCAGGCCUGCCCGCCGCACACGCUCUCGGUCUUUCCGGCAGGCACAAUGAGCAACUGCACCUGCGCCAGCGGCUACUGGCAAAGGGCGGGCGCGAGCGCAGAGGCUGGAUGUGAGGCAUGCCCCAAGGGCGCGGUGUGCGACGGUGGGCGGGCGCAGCCGCGGGCUGAGCCUGGCUAUUUCCCGGUCGAUGCCGAGGGCGGCGUGUUUGCGUCGUGCCCGCAGGCUUCGUCGUCAUGCGCUGGCAACGGGCAGUGCCACAAGGCGUACACUGGGUUUCUCUGCAAGGACUGCGAGGGCGGGUACUAUCGGACGGCGGAUGGGCAAUGUUUCGCGUGCCCGCAGAGCUCUGGCCUCAUGAUGGCCGGGUUUGGGUGCGGGCUCGUUGUGGCGGGCCUCGUCGGGGUGGCGAUGGCGGCGAAUGCGAUGGCCAAGCCGCAGGACACGGCGUCGCACCGGUCGUCUGUCCCGCACUCGCUCUCUGCGGCGCUUGUCCUCCUCCAGAUUCUGGGGCUCAUCUCGACGCUCCCGCUCUCAUGGCCGGGCUCUGUGGAGCGAACCAUGUCACCGGGCAACGUGGCAAACCUCGACAUGUCGAUCUUUGCCACCGGGUGCUCGAUCACUUCGUUUUCGUCGCGGUACCUGCUCUCGCUGGCAGUGCCAGCUGUGGUCUUUGCUGCGGCGGUGCUUGGGGCGUGCAUGUUUGGCCUCGCGCAGCGGUGCGGGCUCAUCGCCGCCGGCUCGGAGCUCGCCCGAGUCAAGCCGCGAUCGAUGGUGGAGCGGCUGGUGGUGACCGUCGCGCCGCUGCUGUACAUCCCGCUGAGCAAGUCGGCGCUUGCGCUCUUUGAUUGCUCGCGGUUCCCCAACGGAAAGUACUUUCUGGACGCCGAGCCGAGCUUUGAGUGCUUCUCGGAUAGAUGGUUUGUCCUCCUCCCGUUUGGCCUCGCUGCGCUGGGCUUGUUUGUCAUCGGCGUCCCGGCAAGCUUCACGUAUCUUCUCUUUUCGGUGUCGGACACGCUCCGCGAGCCGGACACGAUGCGGCGGUUCUCCCCGCUCUACGUCCUCAUGCGCACGCCGUACCCGUGGAUGGAGUGCGUGCUGCUGGCCAAGCGGCUGGCCAUUGUGGCUGCUGCGCUGUUCUUCUCCAACCUCGCCGAAUGGCUCAUCUCGUCACUCAUCUUUAUCUUCUUCUUCUUCUACGUUCUCCAAGCGCGAUGGCAGCCGUACUGGCUCCCGCUGUACAACACGCUCGAGGAGCGGGUCGGCUGGGGCUGCAUCGCCCUCGUCACCUGCGGCGCCAUGUUUCACUCGGACACCUUUUCGUCGCCGGCGUCGCGGACGGUCUUUACCAUCGUCGCCUUUGUGGUCAUUGGUGGGCUUGGCGUCGUCAUUGUCUCGACCAUGUGGAUCGAGGUCAAGGACAUCUACUCGCGAUCGCGGGCCAAGGGACCCGACGAUGUCCGCGAGGAGGAGCUGUUCCGGCACUUUGAGCUUCACGCGCCGGAUCUCGAGGACCGUGAGCUGGCCCGCGAGCUCGACGCGGUACGCGAGGCGUACUACGAGCGACGUGAGAGCAAGGCGUUUGUCGAGGCAAGCCGGCCGCUCACGCGGCAGCUCUCGCUCCAGCUCUCGCUCGACAUUGCCCGCGAUCUGCCAGUCGAGCUCGAGCUCGGUGAGUUCUCGCCCAUCGCUGCGGGCGUGCUGGGUGAGGACAACGAGGCCGGCAUCGAGUACGGGCGAGGAUGGGUCGAGGCUGAGGCUGAAGGAGCUAGUGAUGCCUUUGACGACCUUGCUCCGUCUGGCUCUGUGACGCGGAACCCCAUUUUUGGCGAGUCGAUGUCGUCGAACCUCUCAUCGUCGAGCUGAGUUAAAAUUGGUGUUUGUG
This is a messenger RNA of Thecamonas trahens ATCC 50062, 4255 nucleotides long. RefSeq lists its product as uncharacterized. The record is from RefSeq and is a predicted model, not a curated record. Gene Ontology annotation, molecular function: protein binding. The coding region runs from base 241 to 4236 and encodes 1331 amino acids. The transcript has 2 exons. NCBI's taxonomy places the organism in Eukaryota, Apusomonadida, Apusomonadidae.